This is a messenger RNA of Myxocyprinus asiaticus (Chinese sucker), 666 nucleotides long. Its product is annotated as ras-related protein Rab-34-like. The record is from RefSeq and is a predicted model, not a curated record. Gene Ontology annotation, molecular function: GTP binding; GTPase activity. The transcript has 8 exons. The coding region runs from base 1 to 666 and encodes 221 amino acids. Lineage: Eukaryota; Metazoa; Chordata; Actinopteri; Cypriniformes; Catostomidae. Gene Ontology annotation, biological process: phagosome-lysosome fusion; endocytosis.
AUGAGCUCUCUUCCCCCUGUGAAAGGAGACAGGAUCAUCUGUGAACUCCCUUUGUACUUCACAAGGGACGCUGCAGUGCACACCAAAGAUGGCUUCAACAUUACUGUUAGAGAUGCAUGUCAGGAACAGAAGACAGGAUUCUGUAAAGACACAUUUAACAAGACUUACAAAGCGACUAUUGGAGUGGAUUUUGAGAUGGAGAGAUUUGAGGUCCUCGGAGUGCCCUUCAGUUUGCAAUUGUGGGACACAGCAGGUCAGGAAAGAUUUAGAUGCAUUGCAUCCACAUACUACAGAGGAGCUCAAGCCAUCAUUGUUGUAUUUGACCUGAGCAAUUAUAACUCUUUGGAUAAUGCAAGAGAGUGGCUUGAGGAUGCCAUGAAAGAUAAUGACCCUUCUAGCGUUCUCCUCUUCCUCGUUGGAACAAAGAAGGAUCUUAGUCACCCAGAUCAGUUGGCACAAAUGGAGCAAGAGGCCAUUAGGCUAUCAGAAGAGAUCAGAGCAGAGUAUUGGGCUGUGUCUGCCCUGUCAGGGGAGAGUGUGAGAGACUUCUUUCUUCGGGUUGCAUCCCUUACAUUUGAGGCCACCAUAUUAUCUGAGCUGGAGAAGAACAAUUCUAGACAAGUUAGGGAUAUUGUCAGUAAGUUCUUUAAUAAGCUCAAAAUGUGA